Messenger RNA from Lynx canadensis (Canada lynx), 4282 nucleotides. RefSeq names its product neurexin-1-like. The record is from RefSeq and is a predicted model, not a curated record. Lineage: Eukaryota; Metazoa; Chordata; Mammalia; Carnivora; Felidae.
UUAUACCAUGCUGGGGUCUGAUGACUUUUUCUAUGUUGGAGGCAGUCCCAGCACAGCAGACCUUCCAGGGUCACCAGUCAGUAACAACUUUAUGGGCUGUCUCAAGAGGACUGGGGAGGGAGGGAUCUCAGAGACCAUUAUGAGGAAUUCAGUUCCUCUUCAGUUUUACAGGGAUUUCCACAGUACAAGUAGUAAUUUUAUUAUCUGCAUUUUUCAGAGAAGGUAUCAGGUUUUGGAGCAGGGCAAGCUGGACAAUGGUGGUGCAACCCAGGGAAAAUCCGGUUGCAUUCAUGUACAUGGAGCUCCUGCCCUCUCACCCAAAACUGAGUCGAAGCUCUUUGUGACUUGGCGGUCUCUCUGGGAGUCUAACAUGGGCUCUCCCUGUUCACCCAACCGUGCCAUCCCAGUCGCUGGACAGCAGCUGAGAAUCAGUUUUGCUCCCAGCUCUGUUGUAUAUAAAAAUAAUGAUGUAAGACUGGAAUUAUCUCGUCUUGCCAAACAAGGAGACCCUAAGAUGAAGAUCCAUGGAGUGGUAGCAUUUAAAUGUGAGAAUGUUGCAACUUUGGACCCAAUCACCUUUGAAACCCCAGAGUCUUUCAUCUCUUUGCCUAAAUGGAACGCAAAGAAAACAGGCUCCAUAUCAUUUGAUUUCCGUACAACAGAGCCAAAUGGCCUCAUCUUAUUUAGCCAUGGCAAGCCAAGACACCAAAAAGAUGCCAAGCACCCUCAGAUGAUAAAGGUUGACUUCUUUGCUAUUGAGAUGCUGGAUGGCCAUCUCUACCUCCUCCUGGACAUGGGGUCAGGUACAAUAAAAAUCAAAGCCCUACAGAAGAAGGUGAAUGAUGGAGAAUGGUAUCAUGUGGACUUCCAGAGAGAUGGACGGUCAGGUACCAUUUCUGUCAACACGCUGCGCACGCCCUAUACUGCUCCUGGCGAGAGCGAGAUUCUGGACCUGGAUGAUGAGUUGUACCUGGGGGGCUUGCCAGAAAAUAAGGCUGGCCUCGUCUUCCCCACCGAGGUGUGGACUGCUCUGCUCAAUUACGGCUACGUGGGCUGCAUUAGAGAUUUGUUCAUUGAUGGCCAGAGCAAAGAUAUCCGGCAAAUGGCUGAAAUUCAAAGUACUGCUGGAGUGAAGCCCUCCUGCUCAAGGGAAACAGCAAAACCGUGCCUUAGCAACCCCUGCAAAAACAAUGGCAUGUGCAGGGAUGGGUGGAACAGAUAUGUCUGUGAUUGUUCCGGAACAGGCUAUCUUGGCAGGUCCUGCGAGAGAGAGGCAACGGUUCUGAGCUACGAUGGGAGUAUGUUUAUGAAAAUCCAGCUCCCGGUGGUGAUGCACACAGAGGCUGAAGAUGUGUCCUUACGGUUCCGAUCACAGCGUGCAUACGGCAUUCUCAUGGCAACCACUUCUAGAGAUUCAGCAGACACCCUCCGCCUGGAGCUGGAUGCAGGGCGUGUGAAACUGACGGUCAAUCUAGAUUGUAUCAGGAUUAACUGUAAUUCCAGCAAAGGUCCCGAGACCCUUUUUGCCGGCUAUAACCUCAAUGAUAACGAAUGGCACACAGUGCGUGUGGUCCGUCGAGGAAAAAGUUUAAAGUUAACCGUGGAUGACCAACAGGCCAUGACAGGUCAAAUGGCAGGCGAUCACACGAGGCUGGAGUUUCAUAACAUAGAGACUGGCAUCAUCACGGAACGUCGGUAUCUGUCUUCUGUGCCCUCCAACUUCAUUGGACACCUGCAAAGCCUGACAUUUAAUGGAAUGGCAUACAUUGACUUGUGUAAAAAUGGUGACAUAGAUUACUGUGAGCUCAAUGCCAGAUUUGGCUUCAGGAACAUCAUAGCAGACCCUGUCACCUUCAAGACCAAAUCAAGUUAUGUUGCCUUAGCUACAUUGCAAGCCUACACUUCUAUGCAUCUUUUUUUCCAGUUCAAGACAACAUCCCUAGAUGGACUAAUACUAUAUAAUAGUGGGGAUGGAAAUGACUUUAUUGUGGUCGAAUUAGUUAAAGGGUACUUACAUUAUGUGUUUGAUUUGGGAAAUGGUGCUAACCUUAUCAAAGGGAGCUCAAAUAAACCUCUCAAUGACAAUCAGUGGCACAAUGUGAUGAUCUCAAGGGACACCAGCAAUCUCCACACUGUCAAAAUUGACACGAAAAUCACAACACAAAUCACUGCGGGAGCCAGGAACUUGGACCUUAAAAGUGACUUAUAUAUAGGAGGAGUGGCUAAAGAAACCUACAAAUCUUUGCCAAAACUCGUCCAUGCCAGAGGUUUUCAAGGCUGCCUGGCCUGUGAUUUAAAUGGACGACUUCCAGACCUCAUCUCAGAUGCUCUUUUCUGCAAUGGACAGAUUGAGAGAGGAUGUGAAGGACCCAGCACAACCUGCCAAGAGGACUCCUGUUCCAAUCAAGGUGUGUGCUUGCAGCAAUGGGAUGGCUUCAGCUGUGACUGUAGUAUGACUUCCUUCAGUGGUCCACUCUGCAAUGACCCUGGGACAACAUAUAUCUUUAGCAAAGGUGGUGGACAAAUCACGUAUAAGUGGCCUCCUAAUGACCGGCCAAGUACACGAGCAGACAGACUGGCCAUAGGGUUUAGCACUGUUCAAAAAGAAGCUGUAUUGGUGCGAGUGGACAGUUCUUCUGGCCUGGGUGACUACCUAGAGCUGCAUAUACACCAAGGAAAAAUUGGAGUUAAAUUUAAUGUUGGGACAGAUGACAUCGCCAUUGAGGAGUCCAAUGCAAUCAUUAACGAUGGGAAAUACCAUGUAGUCCGUUUUACAAGGAGUGGUGGCAAUGCCACAUUACAGGUGGACAGCUGGCCAGUGAUCGAGCGCUACCCUGCAGGGCGUCAGCUCACAAUCUUCAAUAGCCAAGCAACCAUAAUAAUUGGCGGGAAAGAGCAGGGCCAGCCCUUCCAGGGCCAGCUCUCUGGGCUUUACUACAAUGGCUUGAAAGUUCUGAAUAUGGCAGCCGAAAAUGAUGCCAACAUCGCCAUAGUGGGAAAUGUGAGACUUGUUGGUGAAGUGCCUUCCUCAAUGACAACUGAGUCGACAGCCACUGCCAUGCAGUCAGAGAUGUCCACAUCAAUUAUGGAGACCACCACAACCCUAGCUACUAGCACAACUAAGGAAAAGAAAUCUACGGGCACCAUACAGCCUACCACAGAUGACAUCCUUGUGGCCUCAGCAGAAUGUCCCAGCGACGAUGAGGACAUUGACCCCUGUGAGCCGAGCUCAGCUAACCCAACCCGAGCAGGCGGGCGAGAGCCGUACCCAGGCUCAGCGGAAGUGAUUCGGGAGUCCAGCAGCACCACAGGCAUGGUGGUGGGGAUCGUAGCUGCCGCCGCCCUGUGCAUUCUCAUUCUCCUCUAUGCCAUGUACAAGUACAGAAACCGGGAUGAAGGCUCGUAUCAUGUGGAUGAGAGUCGAAACUACAUCAGUAACUCAGCACAGUCCAACGGGGCUGUUGUAAAGGAGAAACAACCCAGCAGUGCGAAAAGCGCCAACAAAAAUAAGAAAAACAAGGAUAAAGAGUAUUACGUCUGAUCCCAAGAUCUUAAAAAAGACCCUUGUAUAGAAAUAGUCUUCAUUUUAUCUGAGACAUAAUAUAAACUUAUUUACUUUCCUUUUUACGAAGCACAUACAAAAGAAGACAGGGAAUGCAAUCAGGAAGGAAAGACUGUUUUUAAAAAAAUAAAAACAAGUAUCUCAUGCUCUUGUUUCUCCAAAAAAGAAAGAAAAACAAAACAAAAACAAAAACAAACAGGGGCCAAUAAAUUCCCUAACAUCCACAGUGUUUUCAUUUACUCUGCCUGUCUUUAUGUUGCUGGAACAUUUCUAAAAGACAGUGAUGACCGCACGCAUUCAUAAAGCAAAGGAGUAUUACAACAUCAAGGCACAACACAAAAACAACGCAACACACAACACACACACAUACACACACACACCAAAAAAAAAAAAAAAAAAAAAAAAAAAGAAGCUACCUAUGAUCCUGGAUUUAGCCAAAGUGCUAGCGCUUUCCUGAGAAGUCAGUUAGCCCGAUUGCCAGAGAAGACGGUGUCAUUUGGAAUGACCCAAACUGCAAACCUUUGGGUUUACCCCCUGGCGCAGCUGGAACAGUGGUUGGAACUUGCAUUUGAAACAAAGUGCUGGCUUUUUUGAAGACUUGUGUAGGAACACAUUCAAAAAGCCCCUUUCUGGUUGUGAGAGAAUAAAAAAGUAUGGAGGCCUUAUUUUCAACAAUGUGAAAUAUAAGGCACAUUUUCACACUAAAAUUUCAAAACAAAC